CCGGAAGUGCCUGCCAGACAGUAAAUAAGCACAGAAAAGCAGGCGAGAAGCUGUCUCCAUCUUGUCGGCAGACGCUGGGCCCCGGACGCGGAGGCGAUGGGGAGCGUGCUGGGGCUGUGCUCCGUGGCGAGCUGGAUACCAUGUCUGUGUGGCAGCGCCCCAUGCUUGCUGUGCCGCUGCUGCCCCAGUGGAAACAACUCGACCGUGACUAGAUUGAUCUAUGCACUUUUCUUGCUUGUUGGAGUGUGUGUAGCAUGUGUAAUGUUAAUACCAGGGAUGGAAGAACAGCUGAAUAAGAUUCCUGGGUUCUGUGAGAAUGAGAAAGGCGUUGUUCCUUGUAGUAUUCUGGUUGGCUACAAAGCUGUGUAUCGCUUGUGCUUUGGCUUGGCCAUGUUCUACCUUCUCCUCUCUUUACUAAUGAUCAAAGUGAAAAGCAGCAGUGAUCCUAGAGCCGCGAUCCACAACGGAUUCUGGUUCUUCAAAUUUGCUACAGCAGUUGCAAUUAUUGUUGGAGCUUUCUUCAUUCCGGAAGGCACUUUUACAACCGUGUGGUUUUAUGUAGGCAUGGCAGGUGCCUUUUGUUUCAUCCUCAUACAACUAGUCUUGCUUAUUGAUUUUGCCCAUUCUUGGAAUGAAUCAUGGGUUGAAAAAAUGGAAGAAGGGAACUCAAGGUGUUGGUAUGCAGCCUUGUUAUCGGCUACAGCUCUGAAUUAUUUGCUGUCUUUAGUUGCCAUCAUCUUAUUCUUUGUCUACUACACUCACCCAGCCAGUUGUUCAGAAAAUAAGGCAUUCAUUAGUGUCAACAUGCUCCUCUGCAUUGGUGCUUCUGUAAUGUCUAUACUGCCCAAGAUCCAAGAAUCACAACCAAGAUCUGGCUUGUUACAGUCUUCAGUAAUUACAGUCUACACAAUGUAUUUGACAUGGUCUGCUAUGACCAACGAACCAGAAACAAACUGCAACCCAAGUCUUCUAAGCAUCAUUGGCUUCAAUAGCACAAGACCUCUCCCAAAGGAUGGGCAGUCUGUGCAGUGGUGGCAUCCCCAAGGGAUCAUAGGACUGGUUCUCUUCCUACUGUGUGUGUUUUACUCAAGCAUCCGUACCUCCAACAAUAGUCAGGUUAAUAAGCUGACUCUAACAAGUGAUGAGUCAACACUAAUAGAAGAUGGGAAUGCCAGAAGUGAUGGAUCUCUAGAAGAUGGUGAUGAUGUCCACCGAGCUGUAGAUAAUGAAAGGGAUGGCGUCACUUACAGUUACUCCUUCUUUCACUUCAUGCUUUUCCUGGCUUCACUUUAUAUCAUGAUGACCCUUACCAACUGGUACAGGUAUGAGCCUUCUCGCGAGAUGAAGAGUCAGUGGACAGCAGUCUGGGUGAAAAUCUCUUCCAGCUGGAUUGGCAUCGUGCUGUAUGUUUGGACACUGGUGGCACCACUUGUUCUUACAAAUCGUGAUUUUGACUGAAUCGGACCUCUGGCAUGAAAGCCCUACUUUGGUAAUUGUUUAUUUGACAUUAACAGUAUUCCCAAUUUUUGUAAAGUUUUAUGUGUUGUUGUAUAACGUACUGUUUUUCUCUUGCAUGAAUUAGAUUUACUCUGCCAUUUUAUCCAUGUUCUUGCUAAGUGUAUUGAUGAUAUGGAUUGCAAAGACAGAAUUUUGAAUAAGGUGGCAAAUUAGCAAAGAUGAACACUGAUAGGCAUAUCAUCUGCUCUGUACAUAUGAAAUUAAAAGUAAAAAAAUUCUUGACAGUUGGUCUCAAAUUGUGUUAGACCUUAUGCUAUUUUAGAAACAUUACUGUAUGGCUGCCUUUUGAAAUACUUGGUGUGUUGCCUUACAGGACUCAAAGCAAAUAGUUGUUCUAAAAUUAUGUAAAUAAGUCACAAGCUAGUUGUCUGCAAAAUGCAAGUCACUUUAGGUUUGUCAGGAUUUUCUCUUACUAGGUACAGAAUGGUCAUGUUCAUUGGAAAACAGUAUAGGAUGUGGAGGAAGGCUAAGGAACAGACAAGAGCCUUCACACAAAGUCUCUGGUAGUGGGUUUUAAAGUGAAUAAAUACUCUUAGAUCAUGAGAUCUAAGAUCUUAGCUUUCUCUGUAAGACAGGGUGGCCUUCACCAACAAAAUGAACUUUGUUCUUUACAAACAUACAGUUAUGGAUUUCAGAGAUGUUAGCAUUUACACAAAGUUUUGAAAUGAAAAUCAUGUGUUAGAAAAAUUUUGAAACUAAACAUUUGCAAAUCAAAACUGGGAUUCCUCAGACAGGAUGUGAAGUAUUAGGCUCUGGGUUAGGGACUUGGGAUCCCGUCCAGCUCUUACUUUAAAAAUGAAGCAGAAGCACAGACUCAGCUAGCUCAAACAGCUAGUUAGUGGCAAAGUUGAGAAGUUAUAAGUUUACCAAAACUAGCCAACAUUGA
This is a messenger RNA of Peromyscus californicus insignis, 2404 nucleotides long. It is a transcript of the gene Serinc1, whose product is annotated as serine incorporator 1. NCBI's taxonomy places the organism in Eukaryota, Metazoa, Chordata, Mammalia, Rodentia, Cricetidae. The transcript is spliced from 10 exons. The record is from RefSeq and is a predicted model, not a curated record. Gene Ontology annotation, cellular component: membrane. The coding region runs from base 97 to 1458 and encodes 453 amino acids.